AAAUUAUCAUUCUCUUUUCCGGCAGUCACGAAGUAGGAAGCAUUCUUGUCGUUCGCGUCGAAAAACUGUGAAUUAGCGAAGAAAAUCGUGCAAAUUUCCACCGAAAACCGUUCCUGCGCGAGUGCAAUCGGAUCGCGAGUGUGGAAUGAACGUAUUAAAUCCCAAGCCAGCGUCAAAUUCGCUAGAUAGCUGAGAUGAUUAAAAAAUGAAUGAAGGUGAUUCAGCGGGAGGGCAAAGAGGUCGAAACCUAGCCCUUCCUGCUGGGACAGACCGCAUAAUAUCAAGCAUCAAUAGUUCAGGCCAUUUGCCCGUAGGGCCUGUGGUUGCCGCAUCACCAAUGUCCCGUUCGCCUGCCGACGAAAGACAGCAUAACUUUCAGCAGCUCCAACAGCAAAUGCAGAGUACUUCUCCUGCGACAGGACAUUUGAACAAGCCACUUCAUCAGCAAUUCACCGCAAAUAAUACGGUUAGUUUGAUCCCGGCCGGCACAGUCGGUGCUGGUGGGGCUGUGAACUACAAACAGCAGCAGCAGCAACAAUUCGUAGUGACAUCCGCGAACAGUGCUAGUAAUAGUAACGUUUUACUUGGUGGUGUGAGCAAUAUAGGCAAUGAAUCAAACAAUUCCGUCGUUAUCGGUGCCCAACAACAAUCGGUCGGUAGUGGAGUGAGAACACAGCAAAGCAUUGCAAACAUUAUCGGAAGUGGAAGUAACAAUAACUCGAGUGCAAGUGGAAUCAUAAUAGCCAAUCAAGUCAGUGGAAGCAGUGUAAAUUCUGGCACUGCCAAUACGUACAUUCAUCAAGCGUUAGGUGGCGUUGUAGUGACAGGAACAGCAGCAGUAGCAAGUGCGGGCCUUACAGUAGGCCCUGUCGGGUCUUCGGUUCCCGUUUCGCCUACGGCCCGGAAGCGCCUCAAAUUAGAACAAAGUCCUAUUGUUGACGUGGAACAUGACAUUGCCACACUCAAGAAACUGAUUCUGGAGCACAAAUAUAUGAGAUUACGGAGCAUUAAAGAAAAGUACUCUGAACAUGUAGCGGAACUGUUUUUUAUUCAGUCCGGUGGUACUAUGAUGGAUUAUCCUGUAUGGAGAAAGAAGCCACAUACGCCCGCGUUUUUAAACUUUAUGAGAACGUAUAAGCUAGAACCGCUAUCAUCCAAUCUGGAAGAAGCAGGAGAAAUACUUAAACAGCAAUCGAGUCGAUCGCUAUCGUCAUCGCUGUCAUCGGCAGCAAGCAGCUCUUCGAGUUUACCACAAGGCGCAGAAAUUAAAAUUCCCGGUGUAGGAGCGACUCCCGUAGCCGUGUCGACGCAACUACCGGCCGCAGUGGCUCAGCUGAGUCAGCAGGGUCACAUACCCGGAAGGCCUCAGGGAGGUCGCCACGGGAUGGUCUUUGGUCAGAUUAGCGUACCACCUGUGGUAGGAAACCCCUCUGUACCUCUGGUGCCAGGCGGCACCCCCAUUAUUCCGGAUCCAAUUGGAAUCGGAGCCACGCCCACCAUUGAGAAGCGGAAGCAAAUCUCAGCAACUUCCGUCACAGCGACGAGUUCAUCGUCUUUAGGAAUCUCUGCAUCGAUCAGUGGAGCGGUGCAAGUUGCAAGUGGUGGUUCGACAUCCGGAAGUGGAAACAGUGGGAACUCCAAUGCACAGCAUAAUGGAACUUCCUCGAACACUACAACCGGUGGCAAUGGUCAGGAACAUUACACAAACAAAGCCAAGCAAGAGGUAUACGUGAUGCAGCGAAUACAGGAGCUUCAAAAGGAGGGCCUAUGGAGUGAAAGGCGGUUACCCAAAUUACAGGAACCUCAACGGCCUAAGGCGCAUUGGGAUUACCUGUUGGAGGAAAUGGUUUGGUUGGCUGCCGACUUUGCUCAGGAAAGAAAAUGGAAGAAAGCAGCGGCGAAAAAAUGUGCUCGCAUGGUCCAGAAGCAUUUCCUCGACAAAGCAAUGGCAGCCCAACGCGCCGAGAAAGCCCAAGAGCAACAGCUGAGGCGAAUAGCCGGUUUUGUUGCGAAAGAGAUCAAGAUCUUCUGGGGUAAUGUUGAGAAACUGGUCGAAUAUAAACAGCAAACCAAACUGGAUGAAAAGCGAAAGAAGGCUCUAGAUCAACAACUAAGCUUCAUCGUUGACCAGACCGAAAAAUACUCCCAACAAUUGGUGGAAGGUAUGAACAAACCCAAAGCGAUUCAAGAUCAAAAUACAAGUAAGGCCAAUAGCUUAAACUCCAGUCGAGUGCCUUCGCCUCAGCCGAAAAAUGCUUCCGACGACGAGUUCCGUCCGGAUAGCGAGAUCUCCGAUGACGACGAGGAAACAAUUGCUAAGGCGGAAGCGGAAGCCACCGGAACUAACGAAGAAGUGUUGGCACUGCAAAAGGAAUCUGAGAUGGAUCUUGAUGAUUUCCUGAAGAACUUACCCAAGGAUUACCUGGAAAACAGGGAUAAGAUCGUAUUGUCUGAACCGGAGGAUAGUGAAAAAGAGAGCGAGGACAAUGACAAAGAUUUCUCCGCCGCAGAAAAUAGUACUGAUGAUGAGGAUACUAUUAUGGAGCAAGAGAAACAGGAAAAGAAGCAGGACCAUAAGAAAGAAAUAGAUGAACUGAAUGCGGAAAACGAAAUGAGCAUAGAGGAGUUGAUGGCAAAGUACAAUCGACCACCUCCACCGGGCCGCCGUUUGGAGGAAAAAAUGGAUGUCGACUCCGACGAUGAGCAAAGCGAAUCAGAAGCGGAAUCUGACUCCUCUGAAGAACAAGUUUCCUCAUCGGAUGAAGAUAUGGACGGCGAUCAGGGAGACAAAGACGAAGAAGACAUUGGUCUGAAAAACUUAUUGGACGAUGAAAUGGCGAGUAAAAGUCAAAGUGAAAAAGAUGAAAUUUUAAACGAUGCUGCCGCCAUUGCCGAAAGUAUUCAACCGAAAGGAAAUACUCUCUCGUCAACUAGUGUUGUAACGCCAAUUCCGUUUCUGUUGAAGCACACCCUUCGAGAGUAUCAGCACAUCGGUUUGGAUUGGUUGGUAACGAUGCAUGAUCGAAAGCUCAAUGGAAUUUUGGCGGACGAAAUGGGUCUGGGUAAAACCAUACAAACUAUUUCGUUGUUGGCUCAUUUGGCAUGCGUGAAGGGUAAUUGGGGACCGCACUUGAUUAUUGUACCCUCUUCGGUAAUGCUGAACUGGGAAAUGGAAUUCAAGAAGUGGUGCCCUGGAUUCAAGAUACUUACGUAUUAUGGUUCUCAAAAAGAACGCAAAUUGAAGAGAACGGGUUGGACCAAAGUAAAUGCAUUUCAUGUGUGUAUAACAUCGUACAAGCUGGUCAUUCAAGAUCACCAGAGCUUCCGACGAAAAAAAUGGAAAUAUCUCAUCCUGGACGAGGCGCAAAACAUCAAAAACUUCAAGUCACAACGGUGGCAGCUGCUAUUGAACUUUCAAACGGAACAACGUCUCCUCCUGACGGGAACGCCUCUUCAGAACAAUCUGAUGGAGCUCUGGUCGCUGAUGCACUUCCUAAUGCCGCAUGUAUUCCAAUCUCAUCGAGAGUUUAAGGAGUGGUUCUCGAAUCCGAUGACGGGGAUGAUUGAAGGCAACUCGGAGUACAACGAAAACAUAAUCAAACGCCUUCAUAAGGUUUUACGCCCAUUCUUGCUGCGCCGGUUGAAGUCAGAAGUUGAGAAACAAAUGCCAAAGAAAUACGAGCAUGUCGUUAUGUGCAGGUUAUCGAAAAGGCAGCGGUUUCUGUACGACGACUUUAUGAGUCGAGCAAAAACGAAGGAAACCCUGGCUUCAGGAAACCUGUUGAGCGUAAUCAAUGUGCUGAUGCAGCUCCGGAAAGUAUGCAAUCACCCUAACAUGUUCGAGGAACGCCCGACAAUUUCGCCAUUCCGAAUGGAGGGAAUUAACUUCCGGACAGCUUCCCUGGUGUACAACAUGUUGAAUUAUGAUCCCUUUACGCAAAUUGAUCUGUCUUCCCUGAACCUUGUGUUGGUCAAGUUGGAGCUAGUAUUGUCUGCAUAUGUGGCGUACCGUUCCCAACGGUUAUGCAUGCCGAAGCGUCUGAUUGAGGAGAUAGAUUCUACGCCUGAGCCGCCACCACGCUGUCCUACAGGCAGACUCCGAUUGCACGUGAGGGUGCCAAAUUUGCGCGUUCAAGAAACGAUCAGCAACAGCACUGGGGUCCGAGUUGGAACCAGUCCAGCCAUGAAGACUGAAGGAACGCGCUAUGUUCCGCUUGUAAAUUCUUCACUAGUAGAUAGGAAACCUUUGAUCGAAGAGAUCAGUUCGCAACCAGCCACAAAUGCAGGAGCGAUCGCACUCGACGAUCCCCAAGCGUCGAAUGUAAAUCUACGUAAACGAUGUGAUAUGAUUAGUGGUAUCAGUAGUAGUGUUAGUAAUAUAAGUACUCAUAGUAAUAGAUUCAGUGCUGGGCACGUAGCGCAAAUUGUGCAGACUUCCGCUGGAAGGCAGUUAAUUUUAACGCCAAGCAGUAGUACCUCAUCUACGCUUAUGACACCGAGUGGACAACGUCUAACUGUGGUCAAUAGGAUAAGUACUCCCCCGUCGUCUACAAUGAAUGUUAUCAGCAGCAUAACUACUCAACCUUCGACAACCAACAACCAAAAUGUUCCUUCAGCUUCAAGCCCUAUUUCGUCGUCACUUGCCACUUCAAUAGUUCAACAGUUAAAACAUCAUUCCUAUUCAUGUGCUGCCACCAAUUUGACUCCAGAAGAGCUAGAACAAAAAAUUCGUACCGAGUUUUACCUGGCAAGCGUGGAAGAGUCGCGAAAAGAGCGAAGAAGUCAGAUUCUUGAACUUCUGGGCAGAAUGAACCAAAAACGAUGCGAUUCCUUUCCAAUCUAUGGCAGUGACCUGCGUGAAUCUGUUUCAAAGAUAUUCGAUGAAGGCUUUCUGGACGUUGACAUGGUUCCAAUGAUCUCGAUAGGACCGCGAUACUGUCAACAAGCAUGGCGAAAUGUUGACUGGAGUUUAACGAAUGCCAUCAAAUCCAUCGAGCAGCGAACGGAAGAAUUCCGAUCGGUGUUGAAUAAUUUUGUGAUUUACGUACCUGCUGUUUGUGCCCCGGCGCCAAGUAUCCACGUCUCUCAUCCGCAUCCUUCUCGAAUGAACGAAGAACAAGACAGGGACGAUGCCAUCCGGGACGGAUUGAAACCAGCUUUGAGGAUAUUGCACCCAAUCAUAUCAGCGAUGAGUACGCAGUUUCCAGAUCCUCGGCUUAUUCAAUAUGACUGUGGGAAGUUACAAACGUUGGAUCGCCUGUUGAAACAGCUCAAGUCUGGUGGCCAUAGAGUGUUGAUUUUUACCCAAAUGACCCGCAUGCUGGAUGUGCUGGAAGCUUUCCUCAACUAUCAUGGUCACAUAUACUUACGGUUGGACGGUACAACAAAAGUCGAACAACGGCAACUUCUGAUGGAACGGUUCAAUGGCGACAAGCGAGUGUUCGUGUUCAUUCUUUCCACGCGAUCUGGUGGCGUUGGUAUCAAUCUCACUGGUGCGGAUACUGUGAUAUUCUAUGAUUCCGAUUGGAAUCCGACCAUGGAUGCUCAGGCCCAGGAUCGAUGCCAUCGGAUAGGUCAAACCAGAGACGUCCACAUCUACAGGCUGGUUAGUGAAAAAACCAUCGAAGAAAACAUUCUCAAGAAGGCCAACCAAAAAAGGAUGCUCGGGGAUCUUGCCAUCGAGGGUGGCAAUUUCACAACGGCAUAUUUCAAGAGCUCAACCAUUCAAGACCUUUUUACGGUCGAUACCGUGGAAGAAGAUGCUUCUACACGAUUGGCAGAGGUUAUUGAUCGAGAUCGGGAACGUAAAGAACGCCUUCAGCAGAGUAUGGCUGCUGGAACGAGUUCUACCGGAGCUGUUGCACCGAGCACAAGUAGUGGCACUCCUGAGGAAUCCGCCAAAUCGGCUAUCAAUGUUUUCGAAUCAGCUCUAGCAGCUGCGGAAGAUGAUCAGGAUGUGCAGGCUGCCAAGUUUGCCAAGGCUGAGGCGUCGGCGGAUCUGGAGGAGUUCGACGAAAACAUUCCGAUCGAUCAAGAACCCAAAGAAAAGGAACCUGAAAUGAGCAAGGCCGAAAAGGAGGUGCAAAAUCUUAUCAAGCAGCUAAGCCCAAUCGAACGCUAUGCGAUGCGCUUCGUUGAAGACACAGAAGGAACAUGGACAGCGAUACAACUAAAGGCCGUUGAAGCUGAAAUCGAGCAACAGAAGCGAGAUUGGGAAGCGAAUCGGUUAGCCCAGCUGAAGCGCGAAGAGGAGGCCGCAAGACAAUUGGAGGCAGAGGAGAACGAUCUUCUUACGUUCUCGCGGGAGGAUGCAAGCAAUCAGAUUUGGAUAUCGGAUAACACAAUGGAGAAAAUGCCGAUGUGGUGCCCACCAACACCACCGCAAGAUGACAAUGACAUUUACGUGGAUCAUGCCCUUGGAUUCCUCUACGAAACGGAAAUUAUUCCUGAAUCUCAACUGCCCCCCGUCUAUGUGAAAAAAGAAUACAAACGUAGUCGAUCUGAAGCUGGGUUCUACUCGGAUGGUCGUCGACCGAUCAAGAUCCGAAAAGAGGAUACAUAUUAUGCGCCACGCUCGCUUUUCGAUCGUCCUUCGCCGCAAAUAGCGAAACUACGCAAAGAUUACAAACUACAGAGAUAUAAGGGCAUUAUUAAACCUUUCCCUAUGGUGGGUUUGAAGCAAACGCCGGUCAUAAAACAACAAAUAGAACCGGAGGGCAUGCCGGAAUGGAUGAUCCAUGAAGAUAUGGCCAUGUUGAACGUGAUCCAGAAUCUUCAAGGACUACCACUAAAUUUGAUGCUUGUUUCACCCGGCCACACUCCAAAUUGGGAUCUGGUCGCAGACAUUGUUAAUCAAAGCUCACGAACGUAUAGGCUUCCAAAACAGUGUCGCUACCGAUACGAAGCUGUAAUCAUCCCUCGUGAAGAAGGGAAACUGCUUGAAAGCCCGAAGAAACAAAAGAAGAACAAGAACCCAUUGAAACAGCCGCCUUCGAAGGGAAUUAGAGCAAUGCGAACUUCCCAGCUAUUUACUGGAGAUGGAAACAGUUCUUUUAUUAAGCUGGCAAGGUUGAAGUUCGAUAACAUCAAGCUGGCGUUCAGUAAGAAAGCUCCGCAUGCAAAACAGGUUACGGCUAAUCCGCAAAUGAAAAAUCCGAAACAUGCAGCAGUAUUAGCAGAAUACGGUAUUACCAAUUACGAUGCCCCACUGACGCCAGUGGAAAUUGCGACACGUCGUGCAGAACGAAUAUCGAAGGAAAAGCAGAAGAGUGCCGUAAUGAUGCAGGGUCAAGAACAGCAACAGCAACAACAACUAGCUCAACAACAGCAGCAGCAGCAGGUUCAGCAGCAACAGCAAAAUCAGGUUCAAGCUGUUCAGCAAGUGCAGCAAGUGGUUCAGCCACAGACCCACGUCAUUCAACAGCAAGUUCCGCAGCAGAUUCAAAUCCAAUCACAUGCUCAGCAGCAUAUAGCAACGGCAGCGGCUGGUGGUCAAGUUCAGCAAACCACAAUUGUCGUUUGCGGCGUUGGAACCAACACAGCACCAGCCGUGGCAACUCUAGUGCAGGCUCCUUCUAUCCAGGCUGGUCGAUCGCAACCUGUAGUGAACAUUUGCCCGAGUCCAAGCCAGCAACAAAUUGUUAAAGCGAUAGUGGCUAGUCCUUCGAAUCAGAACAUUAUAACACAACAGUUAGCAGUAGCGCAGAACAAUCCACAGCAACAGGUGUCAGUUGUUCUUACUACCCCGGUGACGACUAUGUCGGCUAAUCAAGUUCAACUUUCGCAGCCACAGAUUGUGUCGAUUCAUCAAUCUACGCCCCAGAUCAUUCAGAGUAGUCCUGCUGUAACGCAAGCUACAAAUUCCAUUGUACAAACGUUGGCAACUCAAUCUCUACCCCAAGUGGUAUCUGUCGCUCAGUUGGCCACAGUCGGAACGGUUAUGACAACCGGAAGUGCUUUACAACAAUCGCAGGUCGCUACCUUAACGACAUCUGCUUUGAGGGCACAAAGAAUAGUUGCCCCUCCUGGAACACUACAAGAAGUGGUUCUCCAUCAACGAUCAGGAUCACAAAGUCCCACUGUCGUCAGCGUCAGUGGAUUAGGCCAAGGUCUAACGCAAGCCCAGUUGCAGACAGCACAACUUCGUCUAUCGAUGGCUGGAGGUCAGCAGGUUUCCGGCGUAGUUGCAAAGGGAAUAUCGGUUGGAACAGUUACAAGCGCUGGAAAACCCAUCAACACAUCCCAAAUACAAUUUUACCGACAACAACCAAUCCGACAGCAGCUAAAGGUUCUGCAUCCAAAUGCAGCUCAAGGAGGAACAACGGUUCUUCAACAAGCAACAGGUCAACCAACUUUGGUAAGCCCUGCCAUCAUCCAAGGAAAUAUAAUCCAAACGGGGGCUGUAGGUCAGGCGGUUCAAGUGCAAUCCGCUGGGCAGAAAGUUUCAGUUGCCACAGUUACUAGUUCUGCAGCAGCAGGCACUACAACGCAAGCCGGAACUAUAGCCACAGUUCAGGUUGCACCUGGUCAACAGAGAACUCAGUUCAUAAAACAGGUUGGUACAAAACAAAUGAUCACCCGACCAGUCACUGAAAGCGAGAUGCAAAUGAUGAUGAAACGGCAAAUCAUCAGCCAACAACAUAAACAGCAACUCAUGCCCCAGACACAGAUUUUUGCUCCUGCCAAUCUGCAAGUUCAACAGGCAGGAACAUCUGGUCAACAAAUUGCCACACUUGUAAAAACUUCUUCGGGAACGGUAGCAGCUACGGGAAUGACAUUGUCCCAAGUGAAACCGGGUCAACUGAAAACCAUAAGCAAUCAAAGCCAGGUUCGACAGCUUCAACUGCAGCAGCAAAUUAUUGCUGCCCAGCGUAAGAGCGGAAAAAUGACCCAAAUCACUCAAGUUGCGGGCAAAGCCGGUCAACCAACGCAACUGUUCGUACAAGGCCCGAAAAAUCUUCCUGCCGGAACUGUAACUGUGCAGCAGAUACAGCAAGUCAUCCGCCAUGCACAGCCGGCUUCCAUUGCAUCGGGUGGACAAAUCGUCCUGGGGAAAACUAGUGUCGGCAGAGUCAUUCCCGUGUCCGUAUCGCAACAGGCCAAUCAAAGACAAACAAUUCAGGUUGUCACUGCGACGUCAGCUGCCCAAGCCAUAGCGGCUGGUAACAUUCGGGCACAUGUUCCCACUCAAAACAUCGGCACCAUCAAGGUAGCAGCCGGUGCCACUCCAGCUCAACAGCAACAGGCCAUUCUAACAGCGUUGCAAAAUCAACAACGCCAAAAUGCAAGUCCGGUGCGAUUGCAAACGUCCAGCGGAUCAUUGGUUGCUGUAACGGUACAGCAACCUCAAGCCGUGGCAUCCGCCACUAGUGCAGCAGAAUUGCAACAACAAACUCAACAGGUUGUUAGCGCAGCUCAGUCCCAGCAGCAACAGACCCAAACAGCCACACAAGUGCUGCAAAUACAAGCACAACCGCAGCAGAUUAUUUCCACUGCAACUGCAGCUGGUGACGGAACGAAUGCAACUGUUGUGCAAACGCAACAAGCAACACAACAAGUGCAAGUGCAACAAACGCAAUCUUCAGUCACAGCGCAGCAGCAGGUGAGUAUGAUCAAGAAAAAGCAUUCUCCUAGUGGGAAAUAGAGGAAAGUGAAGUUUGUUCGAUUUCUGUGUGAUUAAAAUUGCGUGGUUGUUGUAUUGAGGAACUUUUAAAUUGAAGCUAUUCGAUUGGUUAAGUGCAAUGUUUGAGAGAUACACAAAAAUUGAAUUAUUAAAUGAAAUUUCUAAAUUUUCAACAAUUUAGUUCCUCAACACCAGGUUGAACUAGCAAAUAUUUCUCAAUGGUUUUGUCUGUGACAAUUGUGAUGUGACAUUGUGUAAUUUUUUCCGUUAUUUCUGCGAUAAAUCUAAUAUGUUUUCCUGAUUUGGUAUUUUCUUUCUAGCCUAAGUAAAACGUCUCAUAGUCAAUGACGGAUUACCUACUCUAACCAACGGUUGCACUUUACUUUUUUUUAAAUGCUAACCUUCACUGAAGGACUUCGGUUGUAAGUCAUAGCUAAUUUAUCAUGUUUCAAUACAAUCUACUAAAAUAAAGAAAAAUGAAAUAGUACGACAAUAGAUUUGGCUUCUUACAAAAAAAAUACAUUUCUCACACAAUAAUCAUUCUACAUUCAAUCCAUGUCGUAGCAUGAGACAUCAACAAAAAUCACCAAAAAAUAUGAAAUAAUCAUAAUCCCACAACCCAUUUCAAGGACUUGUGACAUGAACUAGACGAUCGUCCAUGCAUCGUAUAAAAACAUUCAGCAUUAGACUGAGUGAUACAGAACUUUCGAAAUAGAUCACUAAUAGACUGUUAUAAUUGCAAGCAAUUAUUCACUGCGAAAAUAUGAAUCGUUUAAUUAAUAUUGUUUCUUUUUGUGGAACUUUUAUGUAUGGAUGCUAGAAUAAGAUAAACUUAAGUCAGAUGUAAACUUCAGAGGUCUCAACGGUGAGUUCUAUGAUCUUUUAAAUGUUUCAUUAAGCUAUUUAAACGAAUCUGAAUCAUAUUAUUUAAAAGUAUUAUUAAAUGCUAAUCAUUACCAAUAGAAAUUAAAAUUAUUCAAUCGAAA
This is a messenger RNA of Aedes aegypti (yellow fever mosquito), 10608 nucleotides long. RefSeq names its product helicase domino (gene dom). NCBI's taxonomy places the organism in Eukaryota, Metazoa, Arthropoda, Insecta, Diptera, Culicidae. The record is from RefSeq and is a predicted model, not a curated record. Gene Ontology annotation, cellular component: Swr1 complex. Gene Ontology annotation, molecular function: ATP-dependent chromatin remodeler activity; histone binding; ATP binding. Bases 206 to 9643 code for a protein of 3145 amino acids. The transcript has 19 exons.